Glycine soja is the source of this 1813-nucleotide messenger RNA. Its product is annotated as mediator of RNA polymerase II transcription subunit 25-like. Gene Ontology annotation, biological process: positive regulation of transcription by RNA polymerase II. Bases 735 to 1475 code for a protein of 246 amino acids. Gene Ontology annotation, cellular component: mediator complex; transcription regulator complex. NCBI's taxonomy places the organism in Eukaryota, Viridiplantae, Streptophyta, Magnoliopsida, Fabales, Fabaceae. The transcript has 10 exons. The record is from RefSeq and is a predicted model, not a curated record.
CACCACCAAACUCUCACCAAACACCAAAAAAGAGAAUAGGGGAAAAGCAUUCAAUUAAGUUAUAAUACUAAUUGAGAGAAGAGGGGAACCUGAAACUGGCAGCGGCGACGAUGAAAGCUUUGGACUAGCACCGACAAUGAGAAGCUAGGGCUCUAGACGAUAGUGACGAGCACAAACACAUGCAGUGAUGACCAAUGGCAACAGGAGAUGACAAUGACGACCACCACAACUAUGACGAGCAUGACAGUGGCAGUAGCUACAACAACAAGAAAUGAUAUUUUCUAGUAGUGUUGACCCAAAAACACAAGUGAAGAAACCAUCCUACCUGACGUUUUGAUUUGACCUAAUGGCCUCUCGAUUUGACCCUCAUAUUCCAACAUGAUUAAAAAGGACAAGUUGGAAACUGUACUACUUAACAUUCUGGUUUGACCUAUUGGCAUCUCGAUCUAACCCACACAAUCAAACUUGAUAAAAAAAAAAACAAGUUAAGAAACCAUGUCCCCCGCAUUUUGAUUUGACUUACUUGCAUCUUGUUCUAAUCAUUGCAUUCCAACUUGGUAAAAAAAGACAAGUUUAGAAACCAUUCUACUCGAUCAUCAAGGACUACAUUUCCCAUAAUUUUCGCUAACAUUCUUCAAGCUUCUAUAUCUAAACAUUACAUAUUGUGGAGAAUAAUUUAUUUACGAAUAAAUACCCAUAAAUAAUGUAGUGAAUACCUGUUCUCAUCUAGUAGCAUGGCACUCAGAGAGCAAACCAAGGAGGGUGUCCAGAAUGUUAGACCUGAGUCUAAAAGUAUCCUAUCCCCGCUUAUCCCACAGACAAAAACGGAUGAGGAGCAUGUUCCUUCCCCCAAUGACUCUCUUCCAAUGAAUGUCUAUCAUAAUGUUAUGGCACAAUUUCAAUCAUGCCCAUCACGAAGCUUGCAAGUGCUUCCUUAUGAUAGUAGUAGUAGAAGUAGUCACCAACAAUUUCCAAGGUACCUUCCGUUCCAAAUGACUCGAAUCAAUCCACAAGGCAUACCUCCAGCAAUGAUGCCUCAGUAUAAUAAAGGACAUUUAUGGCCUCACCCACCAACUCUCACAGAUUUCCCAAAAUUCGUGCAUGCUUGGGAGGGAACUUUGGUUGGAAGAACUCACUCAUAUCGUGAUUCCCUUAAUCAAGCAAGGGCCGUGAGGAGACCCACAUCACCUGUCAGGCUUACUGCUGAAUGGAGGCCUAGUCUAGACAUCGUCAUCUUCAUACCUACAAAUGCUAUCAACUAUACAAUAAUGACUUAUGGUGGACCUAUUGAUUAUGUGCUCUUUCACAUAACUCAUUUUGACAAUUUCAACUUGCACAAUCAUAUGAGGAGCAAAAAUUUGUGUGCAAAAAUUUUGCUCCCUUACCAGACUAUAAUCUUAUCUUUAACCGAUAGUAAAUAUCACUUCUUAGGAGCAAUUUUCCAUGGGGAUAUGGUAUUUGUUCUACCUGCCUAAGUAUGCACUGUGGCUCUCAAACCAAAGCAGCCCCUUGUCAUGAACAAAAGGUUCAAUGAGUUGUUGUAAGCCAAAACGACACUAAAUUAGGGGGGAAAGAAAGAUGGUGUAGAGAAGAGUGAAAGCAAAGGAAAAAAAAUGGUUGGUACCAGCUGUUGUAGCAAGAAGAGCUAGAGGUAGAAACUAUGCAUAAACAACCAUACUGACUGCCUUGUGGCUCUAAGAAUUUUUCUCUAACUUAUAAAUGUUUGUGUGGACAUUCUAUAUUAUAAGCACUAUGCAAUUUGUUUUUAAGAAUUUAUCUAAAUUUAGUGAUGUUAUGUUUCAUUUUCGCUCUC